This is a messenger RNA of Cebus imitator (Panamanian white-faced capuchin), 2773 nucleotides long. It is a transcript of the gene GPT, whose product is annotated as glutamic--pyruvic transaminase. Bases 1378 to 2622 code for a protein of 414 amino acids. The transcript is spliced from 11 exons. Gene Ontology annotation, molecular function: pyridoxal phosphate binding; L-alanine:2-oxoglutarate transaminase activity. Gene Ontology annotation, biological process: biosynthetic process. NCBI's taxonomy places the organism in Eukaryota, Metazoa, Chordata, Mammalia, Primates, Cebidae. The record is from RefSeq and is a predicted model, not a curated record.
GCCUGGGGCCGGCUGUCCGGGGUUCCCUAUGGCUCUUCUCCCAGCCAGCAGGAUCAGAGGAGCCAAGGCCCGCCUCGGGCCUGUCUGACCGUCUGCCCACAGCCCUGCUCAGAGGAGGGCCGACUCCCUGACCCCCGUGGUUCAGGUUUCAUUGUGGGCCGCUGGGGUGGGCCAGCGUUGAGCGUGGCCUUUCAGCUCUGCAGGCCUGUGGAGGUGGGGCUCGGGCAGCCUAUCACGACUUGCUUCCUACUCUCUCCUCCAAUUGGGAACAGGAGGAACGGAGAACUCAGGUCACCUCUAGCCUGGGGUGUGUCCCAAGGGCAACCCCAGGCUGGUGCCUGGCAAAAGGGCAUGACAGCAGCCAUGGUGUGAGGUGUCACAGGGCCCAGGGCUAGACUGCCUGGCUCCAGGCCCUUGCCCAGCCCCUCACAGUGCUCAUCAGGGACUAAGGUCCAGGUACAGCUCUUGCUGCCUCUGGGCCAUGGCUGCCAGCCCUGCAGGGGCCAGAUGAAACCCAGAGCCCGAACACCCCUCCCCUCCCCCCAGCACCCCCUGGAUUCCUGAGGUAUGGCUCAGUUACUAGGAGACAGGUCUGCAAGCCCAAGCAGAUUUGGGUGCCACGAGGGCUUGGCCUCAGCUGAGUCCUGCUAGGGUAAAUCCCAGCAGCCCAGGCUCCAGUCUUGCCUUGGGGGUCCCUCCUUUCCAGUUCUGCCAGCUCCUUAGGGCUGCCAGGUACCCACUUCACCCUGAGCAACCCAGGCACUCUGCCUUCUUCCCUCCCCCCAUGCCUCGUCCCUUAGAGCUAUCCAGACUGACGUCUGUACCUACCCCCCAUGUGGGUCUCCCGCUCUCCCUUUGUGGGGACACUGGGCAGGCACUGGGCCUCGCCCCAAGCCCCGCCUGCCGCCUCACCCACUGCCUCUGCCUCCCUGGGGCAGAGCUGUGCCCAGACGAGUGGGGCGGGGCCCAACAGUCCCCAGCUCCUUCAGCCCUUCCUGCCCCUACCAGUGGGGCCUGCUGCGGUGAAGAGGGUGCCCUCUUGUCCAGAGUCCCCCUGCUACGUCUGCCCCUCUCAGCCCUGGCCUGCUGAGCCGGACCCAGCUGUACCCAUUCCCACUUCUGGUCCUGCCGCCGCCUGAGCUGCCUUCCCACCUGGUCCGGGUAGAGUCAUGGCCUCAAGCACAGUUGACCAGAGCCAGGUAGCAAGGAAUGGGCUUCGGGAGAAGGUGCUGACGCUGAACAGCAUGAACCCGAGAGUGCGGAGGGUUGAGUACGCAGUGCGUGGCCCCAUAGUGCAGCGAGCCUUGGAGCUGGAGCAGGAACUGCGCCAGGGUGUGAAGAAGCCUUUCACUGAGGUCAUCCGUGCCAACAUCGGAGAUGCACAGGCUAUGGGGCAGAGGCCCAUCACCUUCCUGCGCCAGCCCCAACUUCCCUGAUGAUGCCAAGAAAAGGGCGGAGCGCAUCCUGCAGGCAUGCGGGGGCCACAGCCUGGGGGCCUACAGCAUCAGCUCUGGCAUCCAGCUGAUCCGGGAGGACGUGGCGCAGUACAUUGAGAGGCGAGACGGAGGCAUUCCUGCUGAUCCCCACAACGUCUUCCUGUCCGCAGGGGCCAGUGAUGCCAUCGUGACGGUCCUGAAGCUGCUGGUGGCUGGUGAGGGCCACACGCGCACGGGCGUGCUCAUCCCCAUCCCCCAGUACCCACUCUACUCGGCCACACUGGCAGAGCUGGGCAUGGUGCAGGUGGAUUACUACCUGGAUGAGGAGCGCGCCUGGGCGCUGGACGUGGCUGAGCUUCACCGCGCCCUGUACCAGGCGCGUGACCACUGCUGCCCUCGCGCGCUCUGUGUCAUCAACCCUGGCAACCCCACUGGGCAGGUGCAGACCCGUGAGUGCAUCGAGGCCGUGAUCCGCUUCGCCUUCCAAGAGCGGCUCUUUCUGCUGGCUGACGAGGUGUACCAGGACAACGUGUACGCGGUGGGCUCACAGUUCCACUCUUUCAAGAAGGUGCUCAUGGAGAUGGGGCCACCCUAUGCCGUGCAGCAGGAGCUCGCCUCCUUCCACUCCACCUCCAAGGGCUACAUGGGCGAGUGUGGGUUCCGCGGUGGCUACGUGGAGGUGGUGAACAUGGACCCUGCGGUGCAGCAGCAGAUGCUUAAGCUGAUGAGCGUGCGGCUGUGCCCACCGGUGCCAGGCCAGGCCAUGCUGGACCUGGUGGUCAGCCCACCCGCGCCCACCGACCCCUCCUUCAUGCAGUUCCAGGCUGAGAGGCAGGCAGUGCUGGCAGAGCUGGCAGCCAAGGCCAGGCUCACCGAGCAGGUCUUCAGUGAGGCUCCCGGCAUCAGCUGCAACCCAGUGCAGGGCGCCAUGUACUCCUUCCCUCGCGUGCAGCUCCCCCCGAGGGCGGUGCAGCGUGCUCAGGAGCUGGGCCUGGCCCCCGACAUGUUCUUCUGCCUGUGCCUCCUGGAGGAGACCGGCAUCUGUGUGGUGCCUGGGAGCGGCUUUGGGCAGCGGGAAGGCACCUACCACUUCCGGAUGACCAUUCUGCCCCCCUUGGAGAAGCUGCAGUUGCUGCUGGAGAAGCUGACCAGGUUCCAUGCCAAGUUCACCCUCGAGUACUCCUGAGCAUCCCAGCUGGGGCCAGGCUGUGCUGCCCUGGACUGUGUGCUCAGGGCCCUGGGGGCCUUUGGAGCUCACUGUACUUGCUCUUGCUGCCUGCAGGGGCUGGGCCCCUGCCUCUCUGCAGGUCCCUAAUAAAGCUGUGUGUUAGUCUGAC